CAGUGGGGACACGGGUCUAAGGUCGCAUGUCAUCCUGGGGUGAACCGGACUAUACAACUCGUCGCCCAGCGGUUCUGGUGGCCGGAGCUCCGGAGGGACGUGACGGACUUCGUCAGUGCCUGCACCUCCUGCGCCUGCGGCAAGUCCUCACGCCGGCCCCCGGCGGGGUUGCUCCAGCCGUUGCCCGUUCCGCCUCGUCCUUGGUCCCACAUCGCCCUGGACUUCGUGACGGGCCUACCGCCAUCCCGUGGGAGGACCGUCGUCCUCACGAUCGUGGACCGGUUCUCCAAGGCUGCCCAUUUUGUGCCUCUGUCCAGGUUGCCCUCGGCGCUGGAGACCGCCGACCUCCUUAUCCAGCACGUCUUUCGCCUCCACGGUAUUCCACUGGACAUUGUCUCGGACCGUGGGCCCCAGUUCGUAUCCCGCGUCUGGAAGCGGUUCUGCCGGUCCCUCGGGGCCACGGCCAGUCUGACCUCGGGGUACCACCCCCAGUCCAAUGGACAAGCCGAGCGUGCCAACCAGGAUCUGGGGGCAGCCCUCCGCUGUCCCCCUUCAUGGCCGCCUACGGGUACCAGCCGCCGCUGUUCCCGUCCCAGGAGGGGCAGGUGGAGGUCCCCUCUGUGCAGCACCACCUUAAGCGGGCCCAUCGCGUGUGGAAGGAGGCCCGGGCUGCGUUGUCCCGCACGGCGACCAGGAACCAGCGGAUCGCGGAUCGUCGCCGGCGCCCUGCUCCUUCGUACGUGGUGGGACAGAAGGUGUGGCUGGCAACGAGGGAUCUUCGCCUGGCCGGCACGUCUGCGAAACUGGGACCCCGGUUUACUGGACCAUUCGAGGUCGAGGCCGUCAUCAGCCCAGCUGCAGUCAAGCUCCGGCUACCACCCACCAUGAAGGUUCACCCCGUCUUCCACGUCUCCCUACUCAAACCCGUGUCUUCCAGUGACUUGGCUCCUCCUCCCACGCCGCCGCCCCCUCCGCGGGUCGUCGACGGUGACCCGGUGUACACGGUUCGUGCCAUCCUGGACUCUCGGCGCAGGGGAAAGGGGUUCCAGUAUCUGGUCGACUGGGAGGGCUACGGGCCUGAGGAGCGGCAGUGGGUGCCUCGCUCCUGGAUCCUUGAUCCGUCCCUUUUGCGCGACUUCCACACUGCACACCCUUCCAAACCGGGUAGGCCGCCGGGAGGCGUCCAUUGAGGGGGGGGUAC
Molecule: messenger RNA, 1201 nt
Organism: Hippocampus zosterae (dwarf seahorse)
Lineage: Eukaryota; Metazoa; Chordata; Actinopteri; Syngnathiformes; Syngnathidae
Exons: 2
Coding region: 27-1190 (387 amino acids)
Source: RefSeq, a predicted model, not a curated record